This is a messenger RNA of Iphiclides podalirius (scarce swallowtail), 351 nucleotides long. The record is from the annotation of a GenBank genome assembly. NCBI's taxonomy places the organism in Eukaryota, Metazoa, Arthropoda, Insecta, Lepidoptera, Papilionidae.
AUGUGGCUCGUAACGCACGUGAACGUGAAAAGCGGCGUGGGGUCGGAGACGGGCGCGGCGGGGGGCGCCGGGUGGGCGCGCGACUCGGCCUCGGCGCCGCUGGACCUGGCGCCGGCGCUGCUAGCGGCGGGCGGCGCGUGCGGCGCGCGCUGGCUGCUGGCGGCGGCGGGCGGCGCGGCGCUGGCGCAGGCGGCGGCGCGCGCGGCCGCCGGCGCCUCGCCCGCCGCCGCCGUGGAGGCGCCGCGCCGCGCGCGCCUGCGAGGCGCCGCGCCCGUCAACGCCGUGCGCCAACGCGCCGACGCGCUGCUCUCGCACGCCGACGCGCGCGCCCACGGGCUCGCCGCGCGCUUC